Messenger RNA from Alosa sapidissima (American shad), 4207 nucleotides. RefSeq names its product tetratricopeptide repeat domain 34 (gene ttc34). Lineage: Eukaryota; Metazoa; Chordata; Actinopteri; Clupeiformes; Clupeidae. Bases 651 to 3995 code for a protein of 1114 amino acids. Gene Ontology annotation, molecular function: protein binding. The record is from RefSeq and is a predicted model, not a curated record. The transcript is spliced from 8 exons.
AUACCCAUCAUGUCUCUUUGGGGGUUCCGUAGAAUAAUCAUCUGGAUCUGGACAAGAUAGUUUAUGAAUUUUUAGAUAACCGCAAAACCGUCCCGAAAUCAGGAAUCAGGGAUGGCAGAGAAUCUAGUUCUAAACUCCACUCCGCUCUAGGAUUGGUUGAGAGCACGACUCCUAGUGAUUGAUGAUUGUUUGAUGUUGCCCUGGCGACAGAGCACAGGCUGUUGUUGUCUGCUGGUCAGGCUAGCCAGCUUGCUAUUGCUAACAUAAUAUUGCACAGGAUAAAUGACACCUGUUUGCAAGAUAUCGUAUUCUACCAUGAAGUGAUUUCAAGUUAUGUACCAUAUGGAAGUAGAAUUAUCUUUAGCUGGUUAUAAUUGGAAUGUCACGCCUUUGUAGGUAGCCCAGCAUUUCUCAUAGCUAACGCCAGCUACGUUAACUUCGCUAUCAAAUUUCAAACAUGGGAGUUACAUAUAAAGUUAGUCUCCUUCACGGAAGUUUGUUUCCUAGAGGAAAGGCUAAAAGAAAACAGCACCGGGAAAGGAAAUAGGAAGCUUCUCGAAUUUUUUUGAAAUCAUGGACAAAACAAAAGCCUCUCAAAGAUUAGGGAUGAUGCCAUUUAAAUUUACAUUUGAAGAACACAAAAACUAGAUAUGACUACCAAUCAGCAGGCAACAACUGCAGGGCUGUGCCAUGACGGCGAUGCACUGAUGGCCGCGGGCUGUGUGCUGAAAGCCGCAGCUUGUUACACGACUGCGUUUAAGACUCAUGCUGGCUCCACGGUGGCUCACAUGAGAGGUCUGGAUGGAUCCAGCAUCGCUAAAAUUAUUUCGGCUCUUGAGGCUUGGCUUGACGGUGAGGAGGAUGCACAGAAGUCAAUGGAUGGACUCAACAAGGGCCUUGCGGCGGUGUUUCUGUCGACCCUCUGUCCAAACAACCUCUCCGCCACACUGUUCAAAAUGGAUAGUAUAUUGCAGAGAGCAAACCAUGGUUCGGAGGAGAUUUAUGCCCGGUGCUCUUCUCUCCUCAGUGGCAAAGGCAUACCAACCCUGACAGGACCCAGGCGGUUGAUUUUGAAGCUUACUCAGGCACUUGCUGGUUUUCUCUCAGAGCCACACAGCCCAAAGGCUCUUCAGCUCUAUUUGGAAGCGUUCCAAAGACAUAAAUCAGAAUGUGUGGGACUCAUAAGGUCGAGGCAAGCCCAUCACCUUCCAAAAAUUCUUAAAGCAUUUUCUGACCAUAUCCAGAAGUCCCCUAUGCUCUCUAGUCAAAAUCAGACUGAAUAUAAAACAUUUGAUGUAGUGGAUGACAAUCCAUUGCAGAGCUCUGAAAUCCUUGAGUUCUUAGUUGCCAUUUCACCAGAUGACCCAAAAGUGCAAGAGCUGCAAGGUGAAUUCUUGCUGUCCCUUGGCAAGUUUGAGGAAAGUGCAGAAAUCUUCUCCCAUGCACUAAAGAUGUGUGGACCUCAAGGAGACAAAAAAAUCAGUGUGGAUGAGGCAGUAAAGUUGAAGCCAGCUGAGAACAAGGCCAGGGUUUUAGUUGGUAGAGCAGCGGCCAACUUCUCCGUUGGCGGACGGGCAAGUGAGGUUUGUUGUGAUCUCGGAGAGGCCUUUGCCAUACACCCAGCCACAGCCAGACUGCAGUUCCAGCGUUUGUUCUCAGACAACGGCACUGGCGUGGCAGCCCGCACCCAGCUCCGCCAGCAGGCUGAACGAGGGCUGUCGGGCUACCGGGAAACCGUGCUGGCGCGCCCGGAUCUCCGCUCCACCAAAGGAUUGGCACUCCUGGACCCUGUGAUAGCGCAGCUGCGGACGCUCUGCCACCUGGAGCCAGACGGGGGCGGCCGGGAGCUGCGCGUGCGCCUGGCCGACUGCCUGCUCCUCCACGGGGAGUUCCGGGAAGCCCUGUCUAUCAGCAGCCAGUUGGCCGCCGCUGGGCCGGCCCAGCAGAGCUACCAGAACACCGUGCAGGUGCUUUGCGGCUAUGCGCGCCUCCUCUCAGACGACCACCGGGGGGCACUGGAAGACUUCCAGGCGGUGAUCGAGCACAGGGCACCUCACCCGUCCAGCUGUGUCCGAGCCCUGUGCGGCAGGGGGCUUCUGCGCAUGAUUGCCGGGUCACAUUACCUGACCGCGCUGGAUUACCUGACCGCGAGCAGGCUGCAGCCCCAGGAGACGGCGUUCACGGUGCGCUGCCUUGUCCCGUGGAACUACCGCGGGCUGCUGUGCACCGUGCUGCUGGAGCAAGGCCGGGCCAUGCUUGAGGACAUUGGAGGCAAAGGCCCAGGCCCUUCCUCACAGCAAGAGCACAAGGCCCCAUCAGCACAGGGGAAAGAGUCCCUCUCACUGUUCAAAGACGGGAGCCCAGGAGGAGUGCAUGCUCUGGCCCUGCUCCUGAUGGAGCUGCAGCCGGGCUCCGACGCGCCGCAGAUCCUCACGGCGGACGCCCUGUACCGGCUGGGCCGGGUGGAGGAGGCGUACCGUCUGCUGCUGUCCAUAGAGCACACCACCACGCGCUCGCCCAUCCUCGCACGGCUUGCGCUGCUGCAACUGCACCGGGGCUUUCUUUAUGAUGCUAACCAGCUGCUGAAAAAGCUGAUCCAGUGUGGCGACACCAGCUGUCUGCGUCCCCUGCUUGCAGUGGCUGCUCCGAAGGAUCGCAUUCUGAUGGAGAAACACUGCCACACGGCGUCCAAGCGAACCCUCAACGUCCAGAGGGAGACUAGCACCAUAAGGGAGUCGGUGGCGUAUCUGUCCAUUGCCAUUAUGGCCUCGGGUGGCGAGGCUGUGGAGUCUCUGCUUGAAAGGGCCCAGUGCUACGCUUUACUGGGCCAGCGCAAGACCGCCAUCUUUGACUUCACCGCCAUCCUGAAGGAUCACCCGGAGCAUGUGCCAGCCCUAUGUGGGAGAGCGUUCACCCACCUCACUUUGAACCAACAGAAGGAAUGUACCGCAGACAUACUGGCCGCUCUGCGGGCGAACCCGGAGGCUGUCACACAGGACAUUCUGUCCCUGAAAGACAAGGGACGGAAACUCAUCUGUGAGUGGCUGCUUCAGUUCUGCCAAACAAGCCUCUCGCAAACAGUAGCAGUCAAUCCAGUUCCCUGUUUGGAGAAGCAUCUUCAAGAGGCUUUUUUGGUUGGAGCAGCACUGCUGAGAAUAGAUGGUCGUGAUCCUAGGUGGCAUAUGCUUUACGUUGAUACCUUACUUGCUAAAGGUGACGUGCAGGCAGCGGCCAUUCGCCUGGGACAGGUGUUUGGGCAGGAGCCCCGGGAGGCCAGUGCCCAGGCUAGGUGGGGGGUGGUGGAAGCCUGGGAGCAGAACUUCAGGGGAGCUGCUCAGAGGCUGGCCAAGGUGGCCGAGAGAGAGCCCUCCACCUUGGACUUCCUCCUUCCUCUAAUCUGCUCUUCGCACAGGAAACGCCUCGGACAAGCAGCGUCCCAGGAAGCGAGCAGUGCGACUGAGCAGGACCAAUGGGAGAGCGCCCUGCCGCUGCUGACUGUGGCGGUGCGGGCUGUGGACGAGCUGAAGCCACAGUACCUCCGCCAGCGGGCCGCUUGUCUCGCCCAGCUGGGCCUGCACGAGAGAGCCGUGGUCGACCUGGACAAGGUCAUCCUCGGUCACGGUGCUGCCACCGGUGUCGCCGGCAACACAGAGGCCGCGGCGGUGGCGGAGCACGGGCUGUGGGCGGAGGACCUGUGCCGCCGCGGCCGCAGUCUGCUGCUGUGCAACCGAGAGCAGCCGGCCGUGGAGGACUUCUCCCGGGCGCUGGGGCUGCACCGCAGCCGGACGCUGGCGUGCGUGGAGACCGGGCCGGGGAGGGCCAGGCUGGCCCGGCACUUCCUCCACGCCGCCUCGCGCUGCUACGCUGAGCAGCAGCUGAGCGACGCCUGGACGCUGACUGAGAGCGGGCUGCAGGUGGACGCUGGCCAUGCCGAGCUGCGCAGGCUCAAGGCGCGCAUCAAACAGGAGUCCUCCACCUCCUGCAUUGUCCAUUAGACGUUUACCCGAGUUCACUCUGCUCAAUAUAGAAAUGAGUGUAGUACAAUGAACGCUGAGAAUAGUCACAAGCACAGCUUUGAGAAAUAGCUUCCCAAACCCUUCAGAAGAAAAUGGCUCAGUAGGAGUGUACUUGAUAUGUAAAAACAUAUAUGUAAAUACUAUGUUGUUGUUUUUUGUGAGAAAUGGGGUUAUAAAGUAAUUAAGAGUUA